Messenger RNA from Caenorhabditis elegans, 468 nucleotides. RefSeq names its product DUF38 domain-containing protein (gene C17C3.5). Bases 119 to 451 code for a protein of 110 amino acids. The record is from RefSeq and is marked reviewed. The transcript has 2 exons. Lineage: Eukaryota; Metazoa; Nematoda; Chromadorea; Rhabditida; Rhabditidae.
UGGAGCUCUAGAGACUAUUGAUUUUGGUCGUCUUACUAACUUCACGGAUUUCUCUCAACUUACCAAUUUGUUUGAGAUGGAUCAAUGGAAAUUUGCACAACGCGUAUACUUACUUAGUAUGGAUUUCGAUAAUUUUCCCAUCGAACAGUUGUCGCAUUUAAUUUCCUUCGACAUCGAAUGGACCGAGACAUCAGUUGCUGACGCGAUCAAGAUUAAAGAUAUUAUCUUGCGAUCCCCUCACUUUGAGUCAGCAUCAAUUCUUUCUCACUGUGUUAACAAAAUUAAACCGGAAGUUUUGAAAGUCUUUCAUCCAAACUACAUUGCUACCGACCGUGACUACAAUGAAAUGUUAGAACUGCGAAAUGAUUACUUCAGAUCCAUCGUCUACGCUGGUGGUUCUAGCAUUGAUAUCUACAAUGUCAAUCUCGAAGAUCCUGAUGAUUUUGAAUAAUAAAUCAAAUUAAUCUU